Messenger RNA from Tachysurus fulvidraco (yellow catfish), 4151 nucleotides. RefSeq names its product muskelin 1, intracellular mediator containing kelch motifs (gene mkln1). Lineage: Eukaryota; Metazoa; Chordata; Actinopteri; Siluriformes; Bagridae. Bases 78 to 2270 code for a protein of 730 amino acids. Gene Ontology annotation, cellular component: cytoplasm. Gene Ontology annotation, molecular function: protein binding. The record is from RefSeq and is a predicted model, not a curated record. The transcript has 18 exons.
GGUCCCUUUAAGAUGCUGCCACGCCCACAGGAGGCUCCUGCACGCGACGCGCUGCUUGUUGUUUGUGCUCCAACAAGAUGGCGGUGGUUCCCGAGAGCCGAGUGCUUUCCUACACUGUUUAUAAAUGGAGUUCCUACUCCUCGACAUAUUUACCCGAGAACAUUUUGAUCGAUAAACCCAAUGACCAGUCUUCCAGAUGGUCAUCAGAAAGCAAUUAUCCACCACAGUAUCUCAUCUUAAAAUUGGAGAGACCAGCGAUUGUACUAAGCAUUACAUAUGGCAAGUAUGAGAAAACACAUGUCUGCAAUCUGAAGAAGUUCAAGGUGUUUGGAGGCAUGAGUGAGGAAAACAUGACCGAACUCUUGUCCAGUGGCCUUAAGAAUGACUUCAACAAGGAGACGUUCACACUGAAGCACAAGAUCGAUGAGCAGAUGUUCCCUUGCAGAUACAUCAAAAUAGUGCCUCUGAUGUCAUGGGGCCCCAGUUUUAACUUCAGUAUCUGGUACAUUGAGCUGCAUGGGAUAGAAGAUCCAGAUGUAGUCCAGCCCUGCCUUAACUGGUACAGUAAGUAUCGUGAACAGGAGGCUAUCCGUCUGUGUCUGAAGCACUUCCGGCAGCACAACUACACCGAGGCUUUUGAGUCGCUGCAGAAGAAGACCCGCAUAGCACUGGAGCACCCCAUGCUCACUCACCUCCAUGAGCGCCUGGUCCUCCGUGGAGACUUUGAUGCUUGCGAGGAGCUUAUCGACAAAGCUGUGAGAGAUGGCUUGUUUAAUCAGUACAUCAGCCAACAGGAGUACAAGCCACGCUGGAGUCAGAUCAUCCCUAAAUGCACCAAAGGUAGUGAUGGGGAUGACAGCAGGCCCGGGAUGAGAGGUGGUCAUCAGAUGGUGAUAGAUGUGCAGACUGAGACUGUGUAUCUAUUUGGAGGUUGGGAUGGCACGCAGGACUUGGCAGAUUUCUGGGCCUACAGUGUGCAGGAGAAUCAGUGGUCCUGUAUCUCCAGAGACACAGAGAAAGAGAAUGGUCCCAGUGCACGCUCGUGCCAUAAGAUGUGCAUCGACUCUCAGAGAAGGCAGAUCUACACGCUAGGACGCUAUUUAGACUCCUCUGUCCGAAACAGCAAGUCUCUGAAAAGUGACUUCUACCGGUACGACAUUGAUGCUAACACGUGGACACUGCUCAGCGAGGACACGUCUGCAGAUGGAGGCCCAAAACUUGUGUUCGACCACCAGAUGUGCAUGGACUCGGAGAAGCACAUGAUCUACACGUUUGGUGGUCGGAUUUUGACGUGUAAUGGCAGUGUUGACGACGGACGCACCUCAGAGCCACAGUUCAGCGGUCUGUAUGCUUACCAGUGCCAAGCAGGCACCUGGAGCCUUCUGAGGGACGACUCGUGCAACGCCGGCCCUGAGGAUGUGCAGUCUCGCAUUGGACACUGCAUGUUAUUUCACACGAGGAAUCGCUGCCUAUAUGUGUUUGGAGGCCAGAGGUCUAAAACGUACUUGAACGACUUCUUCAGUUACGAUGUGGAUGCCGAUCAUGUAGAGAUCAUCUCAGACGGCACCAAGAAAGACUCUGGAAUGGUACCAAUGACCGGCUUCACCCAGCGUGCCACCAUUGACCCAGAACUGAACGAGAUUCAUGUACUGUCAGGCCUUAGCAAAGACAAAGAUAAACGAGAGGAGAAUGUCCGCAACUCCUUCUGGAUCUAUGACAUCGCCCGCAACAACUGGUCCUGUGUGUAUAAGAAUGACCAAGCUGUGAAGGAGAACAUCAGCAAGACACUUCAGGAGGAAGAGCCGUGCCCUCGAUUCGCUCACCAGCUCGUGUAUGAUGAGUUACACAAGGUGCAUUACCUGUUUGGGGGAAACCCAGGCAAGUCUAGUUCUCCUAAGAUGCGAUUGGAUGACUUUUGGUCUCUGAAACUCUGCCGUCCAUCUAAAGAGUAUUUACUGAGACACUGCAAAUAUCUCAUCCGCAAGUACAGGUUUGAGGAGAAGGCACAGACCGAACCACUGAGCGCACUACAGUACUUGCAGAAUGACCUCUCUCUGACUGUGGACCACUCUGACCCUGAUGAGACUAAAGAGUUUCAGCUCCUGCCCUCAGCUCUCUUUAAGUCCAGCUCAGACUUCAUCCCACUAGGCUUUUCUGAUGUAGAUCAGACGUAUGCCCAGCGCACACAGCUCUUUGACACACUGGUAAACUUCUUCCCCGACAACAUGACCCCGCCCAAGGGUAACCUCGUUGACCUCAUCACCCUGUAGCCAUGUGACUGAGCGCUUUCCCUACAAUCUUUAUGCCUCUAAGACUAAUAAACAGAAGUUAUUUUUCUACAUCCACUUCAGAGUCCCCUUGCUGACCGAAUGAGGUUUCUUCACAAGCAGGAAGGUAUUCUGAUUUACCCUUGAUGGUAAUUUAACCAAAAUAACAAAACCAGAGAAUACCUACUUACUGUAACAUUUAAUUCCUCCACCCAAAGUGUCUGCAGCACUUGUGUACAUUUAUCUUUCCUCUUAGAAGCUGUCUGAGGAACUCACUUGGUUUUUCCUCUUUUAUUCCAGUCACACUCAGUUUCAGGUCUAAGCUCAGCUUUCAUCUUUAUUUCACAUUCUGUAGAAAUGGGUACAUUAGAGAUGAUGGUCAUCUCACACAAUUUGGUCUUGGAAGCAGUUGGUUUAUUAAAUGUGGUAUUUUAUUUGCAGCAUUUGUUUAUGCUUGGUAAAAUUUUGCCAAAUUAAGGCGAGCGUGAUUCCGUUGUGAGUUUGCACUUUAUUUCUGAGCUUACAGGAUGGAAAUUGACUUGUUUUCUUUACUGAAGAAUAGAUUUAAGUAAGGGCCUCAACCAUUGCUGCUUUUAUAAUAGGUCAGCAUAGCAAAACAGAAUUAAGGAUUGUUGUGCAUAUUUUAGAUAUAUCUAAAUAUCUAAUCGCUAUGCUUCAGAUGAAAUUUUCUACUCACUCCUACUAAAAAAAUUGUCUCCUUUACCCAUUUGUGCCAUAGCAGUAUUGCACGUCAGUUUUUCUGUCUGAAAGCCACCUCAAGAACAACAUACUAACAAUUCAAAUAAUCAGAUUAGUGACAACAAACUCCUGCAGUGUGAAAUUGUCCACAAAACUUCACUGGAGACUUCCAGAAAGUGUCAUUGCCGCGUUUUGUGUUCGUGUUUUGAAGCUUACACAUGACCACUGAGUCUCGGGAAUCAAGGUACAUGAUACUGCAAUGCCAUAUGUUUGGUUUUAGGGAUUCUGUGGUGGCACUACUGAACACGCCGGAAUGUUACUUGGAGGUAGUCUUCCAUAUAAAGUAGUGUGUAAAUAUUGCCGUGUAUAAAUGUGUGUGUAUAUAAGAUCUCCUAUUUGAAGUAUUACUUGUAGCCUGAUUUUGAAGGUUUUUCCCCUUGAAAGCAUAAUAUAUUGGGACACCUUUGGCUUUAUUGUUAACAACUAGAUCUUUUUCAAAUAACUGGUUUAAUCUCUUCUUGCACUUCACAUUGGAGGUAUAUUACAUUAAUAAAAAAGUGCACAUAAAAGAACAGUUUCUCUCAUACAAAGUUGUGCGUGCAUCUGUACAAAAUCAGAUUCAUCGAGACGCAAGUCCUUCACAUACAAUUUGUGUAAUCUUAGAUUUUUCCUUUUCCUUUUUUUUUUUUUUUUUUUUACCCUAACGUGUUCUAUGUAUCUGCCCAUUUCUUCAUUCUAGCACCCCAGUGUAGAACUGAACUUAGUGUCCAUGUUAACUCAUUUUCCCUUUCAUAGCCUCUGUUUUCAAAAUGAAAUCCCUAAUUGUGUGUUUCCUGGGCUUGACUGCAGUUAGAGCUGCUGUAUGUCAUUUAGAAAUUGUAGGGUUUGUGCCAGGAAGGUGAAAUAUGGAUUGUGAAGAAUGUAAAAGAGGAAAAACACAAUGGGAAGAUCUUUUAAUAAAACUCUUUGGUUUGGAUGCUUUAGUUCCUUUUUUUUUUUUCCCCAUCUCCCCUGUUCCUGGACAUCUGACUUUUGUUCCUCUCUUGUCUCCUGAGUGAGGAGGAUAUUGGGAUAUGUGAACACUACACUGUGGCAGACAUGAAUGUGUAGAAAAUACUUAAAAACUAAAGCAUUGUAUGUAAUGUACAUAUUGAAUAAAGAUUGUAUUUUGUUCAGGUUUUCUAA